CACAACACCGGAAACGAGCGCAAAAGCGUCGAUUGUUGAUUACGUCAUAACGUCGACACGAGGAACACAUCAAAUUUGAGGAGUAAAAUUCUUAGCAUGGGGAAGCAUAAAACCAAGCAGUUUGCUGCAAUGAAAAGAAUGAUUAGUCUCAAAGAUCAAAGAAUAAAAGAGAAAGAUCGUGCAAAAGCAAAAGAAAAGAAGAAGAAAGACCCCUCUCAGCUUAAGGAACGAGAAGUCACAAAGUACCCAUCAUGCAUGUUCUUCCAGUACAACACUCAGCUUGGCCCACCAUACCACGUUCUUGUUGACACCAACUUCAUCAACUUUUCCAUCAAGGCCAAACUGGAUAUUUUUCAGUCUAUGAUGGACUGCCUCUAUGCCAAAUGUAUCCCUUAUAUCACAGAUUGUGUGAUGGCUGAGAUUGAGAAGCUGGGAUUAAAAUAUAGAGUUGCACUCAGGAUUGCGAGAGAUCCUCGGUUUGAGCGCCUACCAUGCACCCACAAGGGAACAUAUGCUGAUGAUUGUUUAGUCCAAAGAGUAACACAGCACAAGUGUUACAUCCUGGCUACUGUGGACAAAGAUCUGAAGAGAAGGGUCAGGAAGGUACCUGGAGUGCCCAUCAUGUACAUCUCAAACCACAGGUAUAACAUUGAACGGAUGCCUGACGAUUAUGGUGCUCCAAGGUUUUAAUAUUAGUCCACCUUUGCUGGCCCUGUAAAUAAUAGACUUUAUGAUUCCUUUUUUUUUUUUUUUUUUGCUGUAUACAGUAAAAACAAGACAAAUAAAAAUAAAAACAUGAGCUUAUAAGUUUAAUUUGUGUGAUAUCCAGGUGGAUUUGAUUAUAUUUCAG
This is a messenger RNA of Nematolebias whitei (Rio pearlfish), 850 nucleotides long. It is a transcript of the gene fcf1, whose product is annotated as FCF1 rRNA-processing protein. The record is from RefSeq and is a predicted model, not a curated record. The coding region runs from base 97 to 690 and encodes 197 amino acids. Gene Ontology annotation, cellular component: nucleolus; small-subunit processome. NCBI's taxonomy places the organism in Eukaryota, Metazoa, Chordata, Actinopteri, Cyprinodontiformes, Rivulidae. The transcript has 8 exons.